Phodopus roborovskii (desert hamster) is the source of this 1338-nucleotide messenger RNA. RefSeq names its product TNF superfamily member 10 (gene Tnfsf10). The transcript is spliced from 5 exons. Bases 82 to 951 code for a protein of 289 amino acids. Gene Ontology annotation, molecular function: CD40 receptor binding; tumor necrosis factor receptor binding. The record is from RefSeq and is a predicted model, not a curated record. Gene Ontology annotation, biological process: immune response. NCBI's taxonomy places the organism in Eukaryota, Metazoa, Chordata, Mammalia, Rodentia, Cricetidae. Gene Ontology annotation, cellular component: membrane.
AAAGAAACUGUGCCUAACUGACUUUUCAGUCCCUUGCUUCUGGGCUGCAGUUUCUCUGGGAAGUUAGACCCGGACAGGACCAUGCCCUCCAUGAGGACUCUGAAGGGUCCCAGCUUUGGCCAGCAGUUCUGGAUGAUGGUGAUCUGCACAGUGCUCCUGCAGAUGCUCUUGCAAGCCCUGUCUGUGGCUGUGACUUAUGUGUACUUCACUAACGAGAUGAAGCAGCUGCAGAACAAAUACUCCAGAAGUGGACUGCAUUGCUUAUUAAGGGAGGAUGAGGAUCCCUGGAGCUCCACUGAAGAGGAGAUCCAACAUUGUCUGCAGACUAAGAAGCAGCUGUAUCAGUUCGUUGAAGAGGUGACUUUGAGAACUGCUGAGGGAAUCUCUUCUACAGUUCAAGAAAAGCAACUAAGUAUUCCUUUCCCACCCAGAAGUGGGAAACCUCAGAGAGUGGCAGCUCACAUUACCGGAAUCAGUCGGAGAAGCAGCUCAGCUUUAGUUCCGAUGUCCAAGGAUGGGAAGACCUUGGGCCAGAAAAUAGAAUCCUGGGAAUCAUCAAGGAAAGGGCAUUCAUUCCUCAACUAUAUGCUUUUGAGAAAUGGAGAGCUGGUCAUCCAGGAACAGGGCCUAUAUUACAUCUACUCCCAGACAUACUUCCGGUUUCGAGAGAAUGAAGACACUUCCCAGACAGUCUCAAAGAACAGAGGCAAAAACAAGCAAAUGGUACAAUACAUCUACAAAUACACCAGCUAUCCAGACCCCAUCAUGCUGAUGAAAAGUGCUAGAAACAGUUGCUGGUCCAGAGAUGCAGAAUAUGGACUCUAUUCCAUCUACCAAGGCGGACUGUUCGAGCUGAAAGAAAAUGACAGGAUCUUUGUUUCUGUGACAAAUGAGCAUUUGAUGGAUUUGGACCAAGAAGCUAGCUUUUUUGGAGCCUUUUUAAUUAACUAAAUGACCAAUGAAGGUCAAACAGUUCUUAAAUGUCCAGUCAUCUAGAGUGAUGACUGUAGUUCGUGCUGUCUCCAGAUACCAUGCACAAGUCCAUGCUCCAUGCUGCUGGUGACUGUAAAGGGCAAGGAAGCUACUUUUGCAGUGGUAUUGAUGGCUGCAGAAAGAGGGACAUAGAAGGUUUCUGUGACAACCUCUACCCCUACCACCCCCAUACUAACAACCUAGAUAGACAUGAAGUCAGCUAUUAACAAAUACAAUAAUGGCUACUCCUGAGGUGUGGGUAGGGAAGAACUGUUUUCUUUAAGAUGCUGGCACUGAGAGUUUGACCAUGCUCCAAUGAGUAUAUGGACAACACACAUUGGACUUUGAUGGGGGGGGGGUUCACAA